AUGGCAACCGCCGUGGCCGCUACUCCUGGCUUGUCCUCUUUUCUGAAGUCACUCAAACAUGCCGAUGUUGAGACUUCGAUCGAACAUUUCGUCUCGCUUUUGAAGAGACGUCAGAUCAGAAAUUCCAGGCCAUGUGCUAUUGCAACUACUCAACUACUGCUCCGUAUUGUUGCUGCUUCAAGGACCAGAGAUGCUGCCUCUUUGAUUGAGCGUGUGCGCAAAGUUGGUCAGCGCUUGAUUGCUGCCCAGCCUCGCGAGAUGGCAGUCGGUAACAUUGUGCGCCGUGUCCUUGGUCUGAUCAGAGAAGUCGAGGAAACUGGUCUGGAUGCUGCUGCUUUCAGCGAGGCCGAUCACAGCGAUGAACCCCAGCAAACUCACAACAACUCACUGCAUCGACCAGUUAUGAACUCUCACAUCUCGGACUUUAGCCCUCUACAUCACAGUGCUGCUGGUCCUACCAAUGUGGAUUUGAGGCAAGGAAGCCCUGCUUUGGCCGAUUUCCAGGAUGCUACAGGGGCUCACAGACCUCCGCUUCUUACUUCGCACACAUCUUACGCUACGGGCCCCCAGGUUACUUCGCUAUUUGGUCUUCUUUCACAUCCAGAUGAGCCUUCUCCGUUAGCAACUCCUCCGGCAGGCGCUCAGUCACCCGUUUCAAAGACGGGUCUCCGCUCAGGAAGCAUCACCGAGACAUCGCAAGCCAAAAUGGACGUCAAGGCUGAAGUCAUCGAUGGAAUUAAGGAGCUCGUCGAUGAACUGGAAAUCGUCGACGACCAAAUCGCCGCAUCCGCCCUCGAGCACAUCCACGCCAAUGAGAUUAUCCUCACACACACUUCCUCGCAGACCGUCCAAAAGUUCCUCAUCGCUGCAGCUCGCAAGCGAAAGUUUACUGUUAUCCACGCUGAGGCUUAUCCCAAUGAUCACGUCGAUACACACGCUACUGUCUUGACUGGUGGCAAGAAGGGCAACGAUGACGAUGAGGAGGUAGACGAGCGAUGGAAGCCGCUCAUCUCUAUGGGCAUCCAAGUCAUCAUGAUCCCAGACUCGGCUGUCUUUGCCCUCAUGUCGCGCGUCAACAAGGUCAUCCUCGCCCCGCAUACUGUUCUUGCUAAUGGUGGCUUGAUCGCAGCUACCGGUGCUCUUACCAUUGCGCAAGCAGCAAAGGUGCAUCAAACCCCUGUUGUCGUGGUUAGCGGUGUGUACAAGCUCAGUCCUGUGUAUCCCUUUGACAUGGAGGAGCUUGUUGAGUACGGUGACCCGGGCAAGGUCAUUGAUUUCCAGCAAGGCGACCUGGUUGAGAAUGUUGAUGUCAACAACCCCAUCUACGACUACGUUGGUGCCGACCUUGUGGAUUUGUAUAUCACCAACCUUGGAGGUCACGCACCCAGCUAUCUUUACAGGAUCGUCGCGGACCAUUAUCGCGUAGACGACAUUAAUCUCUCGUAA
This is a messenger RNA of Aureobasidium melanogenum CBS 110374, 1446 nucleotides long. RefSeq names its product nagb/rpia/CoA transferase-like protein. The transcript is spliced from 3 exons. Gene Ontology annotation, molecular function: translation initiation factor activity; guanyl-nucleotide exchange factor activity. Lineage: Eukaryota; Fungi; Ascomycota; Dothideomycetes; Dothideales; Saccotheciaceae. The record is from RefSeq and is a predicted model, not a curated record. Gene Ontology annotation, cellular component: eukaryotic translation initiation factor 2B complex. The coding region runs from base 1 to 1446 and encodes 481 amino acids. Gene Ontology annotation, biological process: translational initiation.